Sordaria macrospora k-hell is the source of this 1890-nucleotide messenger RNA. RefSeq lists its product as uncharacterized. Lineage: Eukaryota; Fungi; Ascomycota; Sordariomycetes; Sordariales; Sordariaceae. Gene Ontology annotation, molecular function: magnesium ion transmembrane transporter activity. The record is from RefSeq and is a predicted model, not a curated record. Gene Ontology annotation, biological process: magnesium ion transmembrane transport; intracellular magnesium ion homeostasis. Gene Ontology annotation, cellular component: plasma membrane.
AUGUCUGACCAGGAGGAAAACGUUGGGAACUCCGGGUACUCGACCCCGGUACCCGAACUUGACGACCACCGCAACCAGUCUGUCUCUGUCCAACGACCUGAUCGUCCUCGGCGCGGAACAUUCGAUUCCCUCUACGGCCCAGGACAAGUCAUUGAGACAGGCCCAUCCCAUGGCGACUCGUACCAGGGCACAAGGGUCCGAGAUUUUGAGGAAGCUGUUGUCGAUGAGGAGGAUCAGGAGCACUCGCCAGUCUACAGGAGAGACCGCCGAGGAACCGUGGAAUCUCAGGUAGACGUCCGGUCUAUCUCACCCCCGAACUCGGUCAAGGCGUUUGCGGAAGCGCGCCGAAGAGAGCGUGACCUCUCCUUCUCUGAACCGACAAGACCCGAGCGUCGAGUUGAAGAACCACCCGAGUUGCAGCGGACUGCCUCUGUCGUCAGUCGCCAUAGCUACCGCAGCAAGCAGCCGACCGUGAUUGAUGACACUGCCAGCUUGGCCACCAACAAGUCCGCGGAGGAAGACGUCUGCUUCCCCUUGCAAGAUGAUCAUAGGGAUGACAACUUGCAUAUCGAUUUCCACUACCUGGAGACCUUUAUCAAGGCCGAGAAUGAAGCUCGCCAGUCAGCCCGUCGCCCAUCCGCCAUCCGUGUUUUCCCCGAUUUACGGCCCGCCGAACCGGAUAUCACCCCCACCGUGCCAAUGGUGACAUUGGAUGGGGAUAUCCUUUCAGCCCCUCCCGAGACAGAUAUCCGGCGGGAGAAGAGCCAUGAGUCAGACGAUGACUCGGAGGCCAAAAAGGCUGUACAACCACCACAGCCUCCGAUCGACCAGAGCCGAGUUAGCUUCUUUUCGUCAGCAUGGGAAUCUACGAUCCACGCUGCCGAUUUGGAGGGUUUGAUCUUGCCCGGGGAAGAUAUCAGAGGGCUCUUCAGUUUUCCGAAGGGGGAGACCGAUGGAGUCUGGUGGCUCAACAUGAACAACCCCUCCGAAGAGGAGGUUCGUGCCGUCUGCAGAGCUUUCGGUAUCCAUCCCUUGACUAUUGAGGAUAUCACUACUCAAGAAUCGCGGGAGAAAAUUGAGCUUUUCCCGUCAUACUACUUCGCCUCGUUCCGAUCAUUCUUUAUCGAAGUUGAGGAGCCAACCGGGGAGAAAGAGUACAUGCCUUUCAACAUCUAUGUGGUAGUGUUCCGCGAAGGCACGCUGAGUUUCAGCUACGCUACCAACUCCCAUGCCCAGCAUGUGAGGAAGAGAAUCACGAUGUUGAAGGACUAUGUCUCACUGAGUAGCGACUGGAUCUGCUACGCCCUGAUUGACGACAUUGUCGAUUCGUUUGCUCCCGAGAUCAGCAAACUCGAGAAAGAAACCGAUCAGAUCGAAGACGACGUGUUUAUUGCUCGAUCAGACGAUAUGGCCGAGUUUCUCAAGAAGAUUGGCAUUGCGCGCAAGAACGUCAUGGGCUUGAUGCGCUUGCUCGGCGGAAAAGCGGAUGUCCUCAAGGGCUUCACCAAGCGUUGCAACGAAAACUACAAGGUCACGCCGCGUAUGGACAUCGGUCUAUACCUCGGUGAUAUUCAGGACCACGUGGUAACCAUGAUGACCAACCUGGGCCACUUCGAAAAAAUGCUGUCUCGGGCGCACAGCAACUACCUCGCUCAAAUUUCUAUCGACGGCAUCACCCAGGGAACUGCUACGAACCGCGUCCUCAGCAAGAUUACUCUGCUGGCCUCCAUCAUCGUCCCGCUUAACGUGGUGACUGGCCUGUUCGGCAUGAACGUUUCAGUUCCAUGGCAAGAUGUUAAGAGCUUGGUUCCUUUUUUCUGUAUUCUGGCCUCUUUGCUUUCGUUCUGUAUCCUCUCAUACCUUUUUGCGAGGAAGAAGAGGUGGGUAUAA